AUUAUACUGAUGCCCUUUCGGCCUUUCCUAAAACUAAGAAUACAUACAGUAGACUGCUUUCAAUCACAAUGUGCAUAUAACAUUUACUAUCUACUCUCAGCUUAUUACUCUAUUAUCAAUGCCGACUAUUUCGUCGGAAGAAUGUUCCGACCAACAGAGUGACGAUCGUGGCGGGAGUUACAGCUUGAGCGCUGACGUCAGCGAGUCGGAGAGUUCUAGUAGCUUCUCUGGCUGUCGCUUCAAUGCGGAAGCCGCUUCCAGCUCCAUGGCUUCGUCGCCGCUCGCUCGCCGUGCUUUCACCGGAAAUGCUGGUUUUCCGGCGCCGGUGAUGUUUCCGGUCGUCGGAGGUCAAGAUGUGGUGGUUUGGGAGGACAAAACGGAGAAGCCAGAAGCUAAUUUGUCAGAAGUUGAGAUGAUGAAGGAAAGAUUCGCCAAACUUCUUCUUGGAGAAGAUAUGUCUGGAGGGGGUAAAGGUGUCAGUACGGCACUUGCGAUUUCAAAUGCCAUUACGAAUCUCUCUGCUACUGUAUUCGGAGAAUUGUGGAGAUUGGAGCCUUUGGCUGCACAAAAGAAGGCGAUGUGGUGCAGGGAAAUGGAAUGUUUACUAUGUGUCAGUGAUUCAAUUGUCGAGCUGGUUCCAUCUAUUCAACAGUUCCCUGGAGGAGGAACUUACGAAGUGAUGGCAACACAGCCGCGGUCAGAUUUGUAUGUUAAUCUUCCUGCCCUAAAGAAGCUUGAUGCUAUGUUAAUCACCGUUCUUGAUGGCUUUCACGAUUUGGAAUUUUGGUAUGUUGAACGUGGUGUGGCUGGAGAUGAUUGUGAUACCUAUCCAUCUGCUUUUUCAAGUGGGAGGCCGUCAGUUAGGCAGGAAGAGAAGUGGUGGCUACCUUGUCCUAAGGUUCCACCAAAUGGGUUGACGGAGGAUGCUAGGAAGAAGCUGCAGCAGUGCAGGGACUGCACCAACCAGAUACUGAAGGCAGCACUAGCAAUUAACAGUAAUGUGCUUGCUGAAAUGGAUAUCCCCAGCGCUUAUCUGGACACGUUACCCAAGAAUGGAAAAGCAUGUUUAGGUGAUACAGUCUAUCGCUACAUAACUGCUGACCAGUUGUCUCCAGAAUGUCUUCUUGAUUGCUUAGAUCUGUCGUCAGAGCACCAAGCUCUGGAAGUAGCAAACAGAAUAGAGGCCGCUGUGCAUGUAUGGAAGUUAAAAUAUCAGAGAAAACACUCUAAUUAUAUAAAAUCUAAGCAUUCAUCAUGGAGUGGCAAGGUAAAGGGCCUUGUUAAUGAUGCUGGAAAGAAUCACGUCUUAGCUCAACGGGCAGAGAGCUUGUUGCACAUCCUGAAAAUGCGCUAUCCUGGUCUUCCACAAACUGCUUUGGACAUGAACAAAAUUCAGUACAACAAGGACGUAGGGCAGUCAAUCCUUGAAAGCUACUCAAGGGUAAUGGAGAGCUUGGCUUUUAACAUAAUGGCAAGAAUUGAUGAUGUCCUUUACGUUGAUGACGCUGCCAAGCGAUGUUCCACUGCAGAAUUAAUGUCCUUUUUCAAUCAGGGGAGUUUGGGUAGUAAACCCAUUCAAAAGCGGAUGUUACCUAGUCCAUUUUCAAUUCGGCACACGCCUUACACUUCUCCUUUUGCAACUCCAACGUUCUGUUCAUCCCCUCCUAUCACUAGUAGCCCCAGUAGAGUACAUGCGCCGAUACAAAAUAAUGGUAUCAAAGGUAUGCCAAACCGUAAGGCAGAGAUACCAUUGCCGGACUUGGAGAAGCUAUGGUCGUAUGCUGGAAAUUUAAGUGCCAGAAGAAUCUCUGGGGAUGCCCCUGAACGUGAUUAAUAGUCAUCAAUACUGCGGAAUCGAGCUUGCAGGGACAAGCUAAACUGACUUGUGGAAGUGGUGCAUGGAGAAUUGAAUGGUACCUCGGAUCUUGUACAUGUCUUUGACAAAUUAGGGAUAUGGGGUGUAUCAUAUUUAGCUCGUUCUAAUAGUAUUUUCUUGUCAGUCUAAUUAAGGAAUAGGAUAACGUUUACGAGUAUAUUGUUAAGUCAUCAUUUAUCUAAUUUGUUCAGUUUAAUAGAAAUGUGCAUGUAUUGCUAACUUUAUAUGUUGUACCCUCUUUUGGGAGAUUAUUAUGAUUAAGGGAAUGCUGACGGCUCAAGUUCAGAGUGAACAAAUCACCACAUUACUGCGGCAUCCAGAUAUAAAAAUUUCCACUUUGUA
This is a messenger RNA of Daucus carota subsp. sativus, 2218 nucleotides long. RefSeq names its product rop guanine nucleotide exchange factor 1. Gene Ontology annotation, molecular function: guanyl-nucleotide exchange factor activity. The transcript has 5 exons. The record is from RefSeq and is a predicted model, not a curated record. Bases 119 to 1834 code for a protein of 571 amino acids. Lineage: Eukaryota; Viridiplantae; Streptophyta; Magnoliopsida; Apiales; Apiaceae.